UUCAUCAGUUUGGCAAAGCAUGCAAAUGGCUUUCAGAGUAGCAUCGGGUCCUGUUAUAAGACGAACCAAUAUAUCUCUCUUCUCACUUCCUGCGUAUCUCACUACAAAAUCCCCCUAUUCUUCUUCUUCUUCUAAAUUUCUCCCCAAUCUAACCCCUCCUCCUCUGCUGAAUCAAAAUGGACCAAGAUAUUCAAUUAGGGCAAUUAGUGGAACAACCGUGGCACCCAACAAGGAUAUUAACGAAGAGAAAUCUCCAGAAAACUGGAAAAUUAAGAUGCUUUAUGAUGGAGAGUGUCCCCUCUGCAUGCGUGAGGUUGACAUGCUAAGAGAGAGGAAUAAAAGUUAUGGAACAAUUAAAUUCCUCGAUAUAAGUUCAGAUGAAUACCGUCCAGAGGAGAAUGAAGGCCUCGAUUAUGAGACGGUUAUGGGAAGAAUACACGGUAUACUAUCAGAUGGAACUGUGGUUACAGAUGUUGAGGCAUUUAGACGCCUUUAUGAAGCAGUUGGUUUAGGAUGGGUGUAUGCCAUUACAAAAUAUGAACCUAUUGCAACUAUUGCUGAUACUGUGUAUGGAGUAUGGGCAAAGUAUCGUCUUCAAAUAACAGGUCGACCAUCUUUAGAAGAAGUUCUGAAGGCACGAAGGAAGAAGGAGGAAAUGUGCAAGGAUAGCAAGGCUUGCAAAAUGUAGGAGUUUCAGAAUGCCCGAGCCAGCAGGUGUUCAUCAAUAGAGUCAGAUCUACUUCUACACUUGCUGAGGCUGAUAUGGUGUACAAAUGCGAAAGACCUUACAGUUGCUUUAGUCUUUUUAGCAAUUACUAUUGAAUUAUGUAUAGAAGAGCUGUUUUCUAUUGUUCUACAUAUCUGAACUUGAAGAUUAUAGCAUAUACUAGAGUAUACAGAAAUCGAUCCAAUAA
Messenger RNA from Solanum dulcamara, 914 nucleotides. RefSeq lists its product as uncharacterized. Bases 20 to 688 code for a protein of 222 amino acids. The record is from RefSeq and is a predicted model, not a curated record. Gene Ontology annotation, molecular function: protein-disulfide reductase activity. The transcript has 8 exons. NCBI's taxonomy places the organism in Eukaryota, Viridiplantae, Streptophyta, Magnoliopsida, Solanales, Solanaceae.